Molecule: messenger RNA, 1701 nt
Organism: Penicillium nucicola
Lineage: Eukaryota; Fungi; Ascomycota; Eurotiomycetes; Eurotiales; Aspergillaceae
Exons: 2
Coding region: 1-1701 (566 amino acids)
Biological process (GO): double-strand break repair via nonhomologous end joining
Cellular component (GO): DNA ligase IV complex; nucleus
Molecular function (GO): DNA end binding
Source: RefSeq, a predicted model, not a curated record
AUGCCUUCACCAUGGCACCGGCUCUAUCUGUCUCAUGGAGGCCCGCCUCUGUUGCUCUUUCAAUAUAUUUGGACUCAUCAAGGCUAUGAAAUAUACUUGACGGAUCUUACCUAUGUUUGGGCAGAACGGUUGUUCUAUAAAGACAUCGCUAAAAGAGCAGAGGAAGAGGCCACAACCAUCGACCCUGGAGAGGAUCCUGAGCAGCUCAAGGUCCUACUGGAGAAGAUUGAGCAAGCUCUACAGAGGGGCAAAGAAAGUACAGUGUUAAGCAGUGGAACGCAAACCGACUCGCUUGAAAUCACAACAACAAGCAAGCUACCAGCCCCGUUGAAGCCUCUUGUGUGGCCUUUGAAGCUUUCAAAAGAGCCCUUGUCCUCUGCAACAAGUCGUCUGUUGAUACCACUGCUGAAAGAGGAGGUGGAUAGGGAGUCACGUCAGCGCUCUUUGCUCGGUCAGAUCAAACAGAAAGAUUACGUGCUAAGCAAGUUGUUCGACAAGCUUGAAUCUCUCGGUGCUGAACUGGGCUCUGUUUUUCCAAGCGCUGCUGGAUUACGCACAUCUCGCAAAGGCAGUACCCGGUCUGAGGCUGGAAGAUUUGUGAGAGGCAUUGCACCGUUUGACGAGGAGGCCUGGCUCGCUGAUUUAGGAUCAUCCACUGGCACAGGAUUUGGAAGCAACCUGUUCCAGGAGAUGUCAGAAUCAGGCAGUGUCGAGGAGUUGGAAAAUAUUAAGGAACAGGGUGAAUGGUGGCGUCAACUGCAGCACCGCUCUCAGAAACAUACAAGAGAGACAACUCCAGACCAAGAAGAAGCAGUCGCCUCGAGUCUCAAUAAGCAAAAUACAGCUGUUGAAUCACAAUAUCAUGAGGAAGGCGAAUCGACGGCAAACAGUGAUCUAGAUGAAUUUGAGCGACAAGAAACACCACCUCAUCUAAAGCUUCCAAAUGCCAAAGAAUCGAUUUCAUCACCAAUCCCAAAGUCCAAAAGGAAGAGUCCAACUCCACGAGCUCCGUCAGAAACAGACGAAGCUACGGCAUCAGAUACCGACUCUGAGCCUGAACCAGCACCAAAGUCAGCACUACAGAAAAACCGUAUCCCAAGUAGUUCGCCGGAACCUGAGCCUGUCGCUCCAGCUUCAUCUCCACCUAAAGCACGGGAAGCACCACAGAAGAAGCCAAGAGGCGGAUUGGGUGUAAUCGGCGGCAAGAAGAAGAAAGAACCAGAGCCAGCGCCAGAGCCAGAGCCAGAUUCAACCCCUUCUCCCACAUAUCCCAAAGAAGAGUUAAAAUCGCGAGAUGAAGAAAACAAUGGCCAUCCUGGUUCAAUAUCCCCAGCGCCAGUCAAACCAAAACGCACCGGCAAACUGGGUAUGAUCGGUGGCAAAGCCAGAGCCAAAGCUAAACAACUAUCCCAAGAUGAGACACCUUCAUCUACAUCCCAGACAGUAGUCGCCUCACCUGAGAAAACAUUACCCAACAAACCCAACCCUGCUCAGGAUGGUAAUACCCCCGAGCCAGCAGAUCAGCAGACCAUCAAGCGGGAAGAAUCCCCCCUACCAAAACCAGCUGUCGGGAAAGCUAGCACCGCUCCCCCUGCGGAACCAGAAACAGAAGAUCAGCGGGCAUCUCGCAAACGCGAAGAAUUGAAACGGCAGUUGGAGGCAAAAAGUAAAGCCCCCGCCAAGAAAAAGCGGCGCUUUUGA